AUGUGUUCUACUUACAAGCUUCUUGCUGUGUCUCUGCUUGCUGAAGUAGCUGGAGGAGGACAGGCUUUUGGAAAUGCAAAAACGGCGCAUAACAACAACUCGAGUCGCUUUGGCAAAUUUAUUCAAGUGAAUUAUCAGGAGACAGGCACCGUGCGAGGAGCUUAUGUUGAAAAGUACCUCCUGGAGAAAUCAAGACUAGUCUAUCAGGAGCACAAUGAACGGAACUACCAUGUAUUUUAUUACCUCCUGGCAGGAGCGAGUGAGGAAGAGAGAUCAGCAUUUCAUCUGAAGCAGCCUGAGGAAUAUCAUUACCUCAACCAGGACUGCUUUUCCGUGGAAGGGGAGGACUUGAAGCAUGACUUUGAGCGGUUACAACUAGCCAUGGAGAUGGUGGGAUUUCUUCCCAAGACUCGCAGACAAAUUUUCUCUCUUCUGUCUGCGAUACUACACCUGGGUAACAUACGUUACAAAAAGAAGACUUACCGGGAUGAUUCCAUUGAUAUUUGUAACCCUGAAAUACUACCUAUUGUGUCGGACCUGCUGGAGGUAAAAGAAGAGAUGCUGUUUGAGGCCCUGGUUACCAGAAAGACAGUGACAGUAGGAGAGAAGCUGAUCUUACCAUACAAACUAGCAGAGAGUAGCAGGAAGAUUGUCUCACUGGACAAACCUGUUGAUUUGAGUUCUCCUGUGGCAUUUGGGAUUUCUUGGGAAGGGUGUUGGGAUGGUUUGGGAGAGCCCCUAAAAAUACCUCUGGGUAAUACAGACUGGCAGGUUGGAGAUGGACCUUUGUCCAAGGAAGGUGAUCAUGAAGGUACUGGGAAGUUGGUCCAAGAAAGGUCGUCGUGGAAG
Molecule: messenger RNA, 849 nt
Organism: Cariama cristata (Red-legged seriema)
Lineage: Eukaryota; Metazoa; Chordata; Aves; Cariamiformes; Cariamidae
Product: unconventional myosin-IXa-like
Exons: 9
Biological process (GO): intracellular signal transduction
Cellular component (GO): myosin complex
Molecular function (GO): GTPase activator activity; microfilament motor activity; ATP binding
Source: RefSeq, a predicted model, not a curated record